Molecule: messenger RNA, 495 nt
Organism: Aspergillus heteromorphus CBS 117.55
Lineage: Eukaryota; Fungi; Ascomycota; Eurotiomycetes; Eurotiales; Aspergillaceae
Exons: 1
Coding region: 1-495 (164 amino acids)
Source: RefSeq, a predicted model, not a curated record
AUGGCGCCCAACCUUUUUCUCUGCAUGCGCAAGGCCUUCUGCCCCACGUACUGGUUUCAGCGGGGAGAACGCAUCCAAGGAUCCAUCCACAAAGAAGAGCACUGGGAUAGUCCGGUCCCGGGCAUCUACAAGUACAUUCCCGGUCGGGGAUGGCAUCUGGUCUACAAGGAUGGCAAUGAGAGCGAUGAAAAGAUGCCUAUCCCCCUGGUCUACUGCCGGAUCCUCCACCGGUACGUCUUUGAACACGAAAUGGAGGACCGAUGCCGCUGGCACACGGUGGCCGUCGAGGAGGGGGGCAAGCCCGAGCGGCUCCUCUUCUUUCGGCUGGAUGACAACUACACCUGGGUUGCCGGAUGGGACGACAAGGGCAAAUUCAUCCCCGGACCUUACCAGAAGUGGCAUUACGACGUGGAGAGCCGAACCAUGCGCCGCGAGCUGUUCCCCGAGAGCUCGAACGUCUCCCGCGCGAGUGUUGUGCCCAACAAAAUGACUUGA